UCAAUAGUGGACGACGCAAAUAGCACUCGAAACAACCUUAGCAACAAAAACUACAGAACUUGUACGGCUGUCUGUGGGCUGUGGACAAUCUGACGUCAGCUCGAUGGAGAAAUAGAGUUAACUUUACAAACAGAGCAUUCAGGCUGAAGCCCUGGCUCAUGUUUUCGAACUUUUACUAAGUUUAACAUAAUGUAUACAUCCAACAUUAUAACAUUAGUCUAUAUAAAUGACAGAAAAUCACAAAAAAACAUGUUAUGUCCCCUUUAACAGACUGAAUAAGAGCAUCUGUAAAAAUGAACUUUAGGUAGAUAUCAGAAGCUAGAAGGCAGGCAAGAAAACUGCGGAGAGAGAUAUUGUGUGAGGGUGGGAAAAGAUAAGAUAAGCCAAUAAACACUGGGAAUCAUAUUUCAGGCAUGGAUCACCCUGCCUGUCAAACCAAAAGCUACUGCUUGUGAGGGAGCACUUUAUCAGGACACAUACAUAAACAUUAGCAAAGGAUCAAACCAAUCUGACAGCAUCCCCUGGAAUUACUCUGCUGCUGAUUACUUUGAAGAUUUAAAAUGUAUAGAAAAAGGGGAGACUUCUCUCAGGUAAUUGUGCCUGGAUUGUUCUGAUUGCUUCCCAUGGAGGAAAAGCUGCCCCAGGCUAACCAGCAAUUGGAGAGACUCUUUGCAAUGCUCUUAAAUGCCUCAGUGAUUUGGCCCCAUCAAAACACACACACACACACGGAGAGAGGUGUUUUUUAUAGCAUCUGCAGCGUUGACACAUUGCAUCUGCCUGCAGUAAGCACCCAAUGAAUGGGAAAAUCACAGCAUUUGAUGCAUCUUUUUGCGUUGGAGUUGGUAUUUUCUUCUUCUUCAGCGCCUCAUGUGGAUAACCCCACCUCCUCUCAUCUCCUCUCCUCCCCUUUCUGCGCGCUGCACCUGUGUUGCUCCUGCUGCUCGUGCGUCAGAUGAUGGCAAAUGAUCCUUUAGACAGCUCUCGCUUCCCGAACUGGCAGCAGAGCAAGUCGACCACACGAAGCGGCUACCGGUCCUCCUCCUGCAGCCGUCUUGCACGGUCCCCGCUGUCUUUUCACACAACAGCAGCACGGGAACAAACUUUUGUCAUCAUUUUUACGCACACGUUCCCAUUUUUUGGACAAGCAGUCGAGAACAUCGCUGCGCCUUAUUCACACACCACCCGCGCGAUUUUCACAGAAACUUCAAAAGUACCAUGCAAGUUUAUGUGGCUGUCAUCUUCGCUUAUGGAGUGUCGGCACUCAAUAUCACAGAGGAAAAGGGAAUAUGUCCCCUUGGAUAUUUCCCUUGUGGCAACCUAACCCUGUGCCUCCCUCAGCUCCUGCACUGCAAUGGCAUUGAUGACUGUGGAAAUCAAGCAGAUGAGGAGAACUGUGGGGAUAAUAAUGGAUGGCCCCAUCUUUUUGACAAGUAUUUUGGAAUGCCCAACUAUAACACUGGGACCAAGUCCAAUGUUUGCCUGCUGGGUGUCGUUCCUGAGCUCUGCCAGUGCCUAGACCUUGAGCUGGGCUGUGACGGCGCACAGCUUCAAGACAUCCCAGUGGUGGCUAUGAAUGUCACCAUUAUGUCCCUACAGAGGAACCGGCUUCAGAAACUGAGAGCAAACACAUUUGUUAAGUACCAGAACCUACAGAAACUAUAUCUCCAGCACAACAGAAUUCAUGAUGUGAGUCCUGAUGCAUUCAGAGGGCUGUACAAUCUAACAAGGCUAUAUCUGAGCUACAACAAGAUAUCUGUCCUGAUGCCGGGAGUGUUCAAGGACCUGCACAAGCUGGAGUGGUUGAUCCUAGAAAAUAACAAUAUCCAUCAAAUAUCCUCCAUGACCUUUUCAGGGCUGAACUCCCUUGUUUUACUGGUUUUGUUGAACAACUCUUUGACAAAGCUGGAUGACGUCUGUCGGGAAAUGCCAAGACUGAACUGGCUGGAUUUGGAGGGAAAUCUCAUUGAAACCAUUGGAAAUGCCUCGUUCUGCUCAUGCAGCGUGCUGACAGUUCUGGUUCUACAGCGGAACAGGAUCAGCCAUAUACAUGAACAGGCUUUCUCAGUCCUUCAAAAGCUUGGAGAACUGGAUCUAUCCAACAACAGACUGGUGGCAAUCCCUCCCAAUCUCUUUGUCUUACUGGGGGAUUUGCUCCAACUGAAUAUAUCAUACAAUCCCAUCGUGGAGCUCCAAGUUGACCACUUUGACAAGUUGCAUAAACUGAAAUCACUGAGCAUAGAGGGGAUAGAAAUUGGAAACAUACAAUGCCGGAUGUUUGAACCUCUUAAAUACUUGACUCAUAUCUACUUCAAGAAGUUCCAGUACUGCGGCUACGCUCCUCAUGUGCGCAGCUGCAAGCCCAACACUGACGGCAUCUCAUCCUUCGAGGACCUGCUGGCCAACAUUGUGCUGAGGGUCUUCGUCUGGGUGGUCUCUGCCACCACCUGCUUUGGCAACAUCUUCGUCAUCUGCAUGCGCUCAUACAUCCGCUCCGAGAACAAACUCCAUGCAAUGUGCAUCAUCUCCCUCUGCUGUGCAGACGGACUGAUGGGCAUCUACCUCUUCAUGAUUGGUGCGUAUGAUCUGAAGUUCCGAGGCGAGUACAACCGGCACGCUCAGGCCUGGAUGGACAGCAGUCAGUGUCAGGUCAUCGGCUCCCUGGCCAUGCUGUCCACUGAAGUAUCUGUUCUGCUCCUGACUUACCUCACUCUGGAGAAAUACAUCUGCAUCGUCUAUCCCUUCCAGUACUUGACACCUGGCUGGCGACGAACUGUAACCAUCCUUCUCGGGAUAUGGGUGUUUGGUUUUAUUGUUGCUUUCCUGCCUCUUGCCUGCAAGGGGCUGUUUCGAAACUUCUAUGGGACCAAUGGUGUUUGCUUUCCGCUGCACUCUGAGCAACCAGAGACGCUGUGGGCUCAUGUUUACUCUAUUGUCAUUUUCCUGGGUCUGAACUUGGUGGCAUUUCUCAUCAUUGUCCUAUCCUAUGCGAGCAUGUUCUAUAACAUUCAGAGAACUGGCACUCAGACCACUAAAUACAGCAACCACAUCAAGAAGGAGGUGACCAUCGCCAAAAGGUUCUUCUCUAUCGUCAUAACAGACUCCCUUUGCUGGAUCCCAAUUUUCAUCCUCAAGAUCCUGUCACUGCUGCAGGUGGAGAUUCCCGGUACCAUCAGCUCCUGGGUGGUUAUUUUUAUUCUCCCUAUCAACAGCGCCCUUAACCCCAUCCUUUACACGCUGACCACACGGCCUUUCAAAGAGACCAUCCUACAGGUGUGGGCUAACUACAGGCAGAGGAGGCCUCUGCUCAGCGGUCAUCCAGCUCAUCAUCCAUCACUCUCCUGGCAGGAAACAUGGCCUCUGCAGGAGAGCAGCCACAGCUUCAACCAGGGCAACCCACUAGAAAUGACAGGCAUGCUAGCGAAGCUCACCCCUGUGGAAAAUACCAAUGAGGGGUACAAUGACAUUACCAUGCAAACACAGCAACAACAGAAACAACAUACAGUCCUAUCUGUAUGCUCACAGAAACAAACAAUGCCACAUUCACUCUCUCACACACACACAUACAAACAAAUGAAUGAACUCAUCUAGGUGUCUAACAGACACAGCAGAGCAGAGCUCCAUGGAUCUGUUUGUAAUGUCAUCAACCAAAAUAUGAUUCAGGUUCAUUCAUCUCAGCAAUUAAGAGCGUUUAACCUAUUAAGAACGCACAUUUUAAAUGAAUAAUCCUUGAUUUGUGAUCAGAUUUCUCCUUGUGGUUAAAAACAUUUAUUAAAUAAUGUCAUUUUGAUUUUGGAAACCUCACAUCUGUCCACUGAUCUUGCCCACACAGCAGCUGUUAUGGGAAAUGGUGAAGAAAGACUGCAUGCUGGUUCCAAAAAAUAUUUAAAAAAUAUAUUCCAAAUAAAUAUCUACAGUAAUUAGUAUAUUAAAGUACUAACUACUACACUACAUUAAAGGACUAGUUACAGUGGAAUGUCCAGUUAACACCUUUAGCAGUAGCAUUUGGUCCAAUAGCUUUCAUUGCUCAUGAAUCAGAAGUAGAAGAAUAUGUAUCUACGACUGCAAUCGAAACUGGACACCUAAUCAUUUAAACAAAGGUUUAUUAUUUUAUCAGAAUUGAUUAACUACAGCAACCGUUAGUCUUUUGACCAUGCUUGUGUGGCUAAGACUAUGUAACUGAAUUAUCACAGAGGACUUUUUUUGUUUGUUUGUUUUAUAGGAGAUCCAAUUUUACUAGCUUAAUGUGGACAAAAACUGAGUGUCAGGUCUCAACUUUUUAGAAAGACCAAUCUAUGGAGUAAUACAUUGUCCGGUUGAGACUAAUGGAGUUGGCAUAAAAAGAGAUCUGUACGAGAGAAAGAGAUCUCUAAUAGUCCAAAUAUAAAUUUCUCUAAUGUGUAUCUUUGUUGGCGUUGUUUGGAGCAUUGCACUUUUAGGGAGGUGUUAUGGGUUAAAUGAAAGUAUAUUUUGGAACAUAUUUUCUUGACUUACAUGUGUCUCAGCUUAUCUCAUUCAGUUGUCAGUAAAACCCCACGAGAAGUCUAAAACCAACAGUGAAUUGAUCCCUCUGACAAGUACCGUCUGUGUAGCCAAAGCCUGAUAUAGCUUUGUGCCAUGGAGCUCCAUUGUUGACCAAUGAGCUGCACCAAUGGACAAGAUAACAUGUUCCUUCAUUUCUGUGAACACUAGUUUAUUUUGAAUCAAUCCCACAUAAACCCUCCUGCUGCGGUAAAUACUCACAAUUGAGCACCAAAUCUGCUCUUGAAAAUAGUAGUGCAACAAAUGCACUGUUUACUCCUGUUGGAGUAAAUAAUAUAUGAUAUAAAAUUGAUAUUGAUGUAUCUUUUCAGUUGGAAUAAACGGACUCUGAAAGCAUCAGUCGGGUUGGGAAGUUGGAAAGUAUUGACUAACACAUUAUUGGUUUUGGUCUUUUCAUGGGAUUUGUUGAAAAUAUCAGAAGUAUAGAAUCUCACCAGCCUUAUCAUUUACCUCCACCCAAAACUUUCUCUCCUUAAACCAAAUUUAGGUUUUCUGGCUCAAAGAUAGAUGAAGAAAACAUAGCUUCAAAAUGUCCUUUAAGAAAUGAAUGGUUGGUGUCACACACUCCAUGUCCCAUGUUGUUCUACAGUCUUUGUGACUGUUCCCCUGGGUGUUCUGGUUCAUCUAGCUUAUUGCAUCUCCUCACUAUCUGCCUUCUUUUGAGAUUUACUUCAGCUGAGCCCUCGACCCAGGACGAUGACAGUGUAACACUCUUUUCUAAACUGAAAUCAGAUCCCCAUUAUUCUGUGUUUAUGAACCAUUUUCCCUCAGGGAUUGCUGUACCUUCAACCCCAAGAGACCCAGCACAGGAACAUGUAUACCAAUUAAGGAACAACAGGGACUGGACUACAUUGACUACAGCUAGGACAAGUGUUACAUCAGCCAGAGGUAACUCAUCCCAUUUGAAUUGGCUCCCAAUUACUACUGUGCAAGUUUCAUAGGCUCACAUUUUCCUCUUUGGGGUUCUGACACACAAUGGAGAAGUGUAUGUUUACACUUUACAAAAUCGUUUAUAUGUGUUCACUGUUUUUGUGUGUGUGUGUUAUAAUAGACCAGUGGCCCAGAAGUAGAAUCUCAUCCCUGCUGUAGCCUCUGGUUGGAGCAGCUUUCAUUGAUCGCAGUGGCAGCACUGAUACUGUGUGUGUAGAUGCGUCAUGCUACUAGAGAAGAAAUACAAUUACCCUCCUUUGAUUCUUCUUUUUUUAUGAUUUAAGAUCUGAUUCUAGGAUGCAACCAGUCUGUACUGAAAAAGAGUAAUGAUAACAAGACAAAACCUUUGUUUUGGUUCCAAGGCUUCUCCCAUUUGUUUUACAAUUCAGGCGUGGUAUGUGCUUUUUAGUUUAGACUAUGGUGAAGCGUCUCUUGGAACACCAAUUAAAAUAGCUAUUUGGCUCUUUUUUAAUUUGUGUCUUCUGGUCCUCCAUGCAAAUGCUGGCAGAGCCAAGCUUUAGUGGGCACAUAAAAUCUGAAAGUUGUCUCAGGUGAAUGAUGUAACAUUUAUUUAUUUCCCCUGCAAUGCUGACAAUUCAAUUUAGGAAAGUUACAGUAGGUUGCAUGCUUUGAGAUCCAGUGUUGUAAUGCAUAUCCAAAAACAACUGGAAAAUGCGAGUGUAAUGGCACUAAUUUAAAAAUAAAUAAAUAAAAAUUGUGCCACGAGUGAAAUAAAAUCUAAAUUGGGGGACUUUAAAUUGCAGUGUAAAAAUAGUGUACAUGUUUUAUUGUUCACUUACUUUGGUUUAAAUUGAGAUGUUUUCCUAUUUGCAUUUACGCUUUGGUGUGAUUGCACUGCUAAUUUUCAAGUGAUGCAAAAUUAGUUAACCAGUUAAGGCAGAAAAAGUAAUUUCAGUGGACAAACAUUUUGUUCGGAACUACGUUCCCCAAGUGUAAAAUAACAAAUCACAUCAGCAAAAGAUUCAUUUGUAGAUGAACAAACUCUGUGGGAGUUCUGCCUGUUUCAUCCUUUAUGAUAAUCCACUGUUUCUAAAAUUAUCUAUAAUUAUCAAAUUUUUGACAACAUUGCCACUAAUUAUCAAUUUUUUACAAGUCUCUUGAAACAAAUAAAUCUGUUUGUACAUUUGCAAUCCAAAAAAAAACCAAAAAAAAUUGCCAGUUUUACUAUUAAACAUGUUUACUGAAUAUGAUAUGAAGCUCUCAUGUGUGCAAAACCCAUAAGACACACUGAAAGUAAAUGCAAAUGGUGAACACUGUGUUUCAUGUUCCUAAAUAAAUCAAUCAAAUAGAGGAAUGCCAGGCUUUCAAAUGAGUUAAGUGAAAACUGUCUGAGAGAAUUUGUAUCUACUGUAAUAGCAUAGGGGAGCAUUUACUGACACAUGGAGCAUUAUAAGGUCACACACUUACAUCUUGGGCCCCAGUUAGUGGGAUGUAUAGGAAUUAAACUUGAUUGAUGUGAGUAUUUGAUGAUUGUUGUAUGUCAGGCCCACAGUUGCUGUAGAGACCUUUCUUGUUAGCAGUGUUGACAUCUGUUGGACUGCAUGGGGAUGUGACAAGCAUGUAAACACGACUUUGUUUUUGCUUUGGGGCAACAAAGAUGAUUAUUGCAAGUACGUACUGUUUGUGCCAAAGCUUCUAUUCAUAUGUAGUUUAUUAAUGCAGCAAUGAUAAUGAUGUUGGUCAAGGUCCACAAGUGGGUCUAUGAUGCACAGUUGGAUGUGAAGUGAUAAUACAUACAUUUUUUAUUUAUGCACAUUUUGUUGCUAUCGCUUCACCAUAGUGACUCAGCCUAGACUCAAAUCCUUGCAGAUCUCACAUUUGUUAUUGCAAUUACUGAUGAGGAGUUGCCUCAUUCAUGUGAAAAAAAGUGUGAAAAAUCCUCUUGGAACAGUGUUUUUCAUGCUUCUAGCAGCAGCUAACUCAGCCUGUUGGUAAUAAACAGAGUAAAAAUUAUGCACAGAGUAGAAACUUGGCUUAGCGGACACAGAGAAGAAACAGUAAAAUCAGGCACAGCCAAAACCAUCUUAUUACACCACCACAAUGACAGCAGCCCCAGUCCCUCACCACCUAUCAGCAAGAAAAGUAUAAUAACAGCAACAACUGCUGCGAUUUUGAAAUUUGCACUAUCUGCAGACAAUACAUAUGGUUUCUUUUUUUGUUAUUUGUUUGUUUGUUUUUUAUAACUGUGUGUUUUCAGGUAUACAUUUUACAUUUCAGCCCCGCAAAAUGUACAUGCUUUUUUUACCAAAGCAAAUUUUCUGCUUAAUACUGGGAAGAGUACAAAUUAGGGGUGAUCCUAAAUAAACUUUAUUUAUCCAAAGAAUUAAAAAGGGAGGGUGUAUAUAUAUAAUAUCCACUGGAAGUUAGUGUGACUUAUUUCUGUUGAUCAUUGUGUUUAGCUAAGUACAAACAAAAAAUGUGAAAUGUAAAAUAUCACACACAAAAAAAGUAGUUACGAAAAAGAACGUGACUGAGGCUGUACCUUUCAUUGGCUGCAGGUGGUGCAAGUGUUAUAAUUCCAACAACUACUGAUUUUUUUUCUGUAGGAGGUGAUGUAAAUAUGUCUACAUCUGUAGGUGUUGGGGGUCGGCGUGCUUAGAACUGGUCUGCUAAUAUAACAGCUUCCCCAUAUGGAGAAUCUGCAACCUGUACCCUGAGAGGCUUUGCAUCUACAAAUAAACAACUUGAUUGCUCACAGAAAGGCAUGAAUCCUAAAAUGAAUUCUUCUUUCAAAUUGACCGGUUUCACUAUUGUUUAUUUACUGCAUUCUACACUGAGAAAUGUCAUUCUGUUGGGACAAUGUCUAUGUUUAGUUGUAGCUGUUACCUGUUUACUGUAAGCACUUCUUUUCUUGAGUCAAAAUUAUCGGUUGCAUAUUUUGUCGUGGCUAAUGACUGUAAUACAUAUGCUGUAAAAGUGUUGUUACAUAUUUUCAUAAAACAUGUUUGAUACACUUCAGUGUUUAUAUUACCAUGUCUAGACGAUAAUUUACCAGUUAAAAUUCUGGUAAUGAGAUAAUGGGAGGUGCAGUAAGCCCAUAACAACCACCAAAGAUGUUGUUUAUUGUUUUAGUUUAGUUCAAAAACUAAACAAAAAUAGGGAUGUUUUUACUUUAAAAUCAAAACCAGAAACCACCUUUAAAUCAUCUGCAUCAUACAUAUUUUGGACUUGAAGAUUAGAUUCAAGUUUCUUUUUUGUACACUUUGUGAUUGGACAGUUCUACUGAAGACGUUUCUAAGGUGAAUCAACCCAAUUUUGUUCUUUUAUGUUUUCAAGAGUGAAUAGACUCAUCAGAAUUUAUUUCAUUCUGAAUUUUGCCAGUUUAAUGUCUUAUAAAUUACAUGCAAUCAUAUUUUGUGUAAAGAACACAUUUUUUAAAUCAAGAUCACCUUCUAGAUUCAACAUUCAUCCCGUCUGCUAAGGAGGCAUACUUUUUUAUUUUUUAUUGGUCUCAAGUCACCAAAAGGCAUUGUUGUGCAUCUGCUACCAAAAAAAACAUGUUGUAGAGAUAUGUUUAUGUUAUAUAUGAUGAAGGUUCAACAAUGAAUGUAUUUAAUUAGGGCACAUAUAGACAGAACAUUUGGUGAGGGUUGCAGCUAUACAGGCAGCAAUUUCUUAGGGGAGGGGGGUGUUACAGUCUUUCAUACACCCUGUCUUAAAUUUCCCAGCUGGUCUGGGGGUUUGAAGUUAGACACAACCUCGCCUCACCAACACAACACAUCACACUAUACAUUUUUACACCAUGAUCUGUACAGUCAAGACAUUUGUGCAAUGAUCAUAAUCUCUUCUGUGCAUACUUUGUUAAAUGAAGUACUGAUUCCUGUGGAAAUUGACUUUUUCAAUUGACAUUGUAAAUGUAUGAAUGUAUAGCAAAUGUGCUAUAACACAGGAGAAUAAGUUAUUAUGAUUAUGAUCUGUGAACAUAUUGUAUGUGCCAGUUUGUGUUUACAGUAUAUUCCUGUACAUGCUGAAAAGAUAAUCUAGCAGUUGCUUGAGAUAUACUCAUAAUAUCUGCAGGCUUGCAUUUAAUGUUGAUGGGAUUUUCUUUUAAAACAUGUGUUCUCAUUUAAGUUAUUGUAUUAACUGUCAUACAAUAAAAUUACUUACUGAAGUAGUUUC
Molecule: messenger RNA, 9609 nt
Organism: Thunnus maccoyii (southern bluefin tuna)
Lineage: Eukaryota; Metazoa; Chordata; Actinopteri; Scombriformes; Scombridae
Gene: rxfp1
Product: relaxin family peptide receptor 1
Exons: 18
Coding region: 1216-3588 (790 amino acids)
Biological process (GO): G protein-coupled receptor signaling pathway
Cellular component (GO): membrane
Molecular function (GO): protein binding; G protein-coupled receptor activity
Source: RefSeq, a predicted model, not a curated record